Messenger RNA from Pecten maximus, 2117 nucleotides. RefSeq lists its product as uncharacterized. NCBI's taxonomy places the organism in Eukaryota, Metazoa, Mollusca, Bivalvia, Pectinida, Pectinidae. Gene Ontology annotation, molecular function: protein binding. The record is from RefSeq and is a predicted model, not a curated record. The transcript has 7 exons. The coding region runs from base 66 to 1640 and encodes 524 amino acids.
CCUUCGGGCAGCCGUCUCUGUUUUCAUUUUGUCUUUAUUGUGAUAAAUAUUGACAUAUCCUCGAAAUGCCUCUGAUCUUUGCUAUAGCUUGUGGCUUUUUUGUUACUUUGUUCGUUCCGUCCGUAUGUCAGCGAGAACAUGCGGGUGUCUAUGUUACGCUGUAUCCACCCAUGAAUGUAUCAAUUGGCUAUGUAGCUGACAAGAAUGCUUAUGUGUAUUGGUUUGCACCUCCAGUAUACAUCCAUGUGAAGAUCAAUAACACAUUUGGAGACCCCAAUGAGCCUGCACCAGGUAAAACAGACAGUGGUACAAACAUCAACACUGUGGACAAACAAAAAGAAGUGCCUUACACAUACAACAAGAUCUCUGAUAACACAACAGAUGUGAUUUCUGUUUUAGGGACAAACAAUGAUUCCUUGUCUGCAAACAGUUCAAUUGUAGACUUGUCUAGUGGAAACUCCAGUUCUAGUCUGGAUGUAAACACAACAUUGCCUUCAGUAGAUUCUGCAGCACCUGGUUCUGAACAACAAACAAAUGCUUCAUCAGCAGGCUAUACAUCUACACAGCAUCAUCACAAUGUUACCAUAUGGACACCAUGGACACCUAAAUAUGUCUUGUAUAAUGACUCCGAUAACAAACAACCACUCAAAGAAAAAGAUGUUGUUGACUUCCACAGUGGUCAUUUGAUUAGAUACGUUGUGAAAUGGUGGCCCGACCAGUCAACUAAUUAUAGUGAGCAGGAGGUGAAUCAGACUGUGACAGGACUAUACCUACAGGGACUCGUCCCUAACACUACCUACAGACUCAAUGUGUCUGCUGUUUAUAUUGGGGAAAAGAUUCUCACAUCUAACACCUCAUAUUUUACAACCAAUUAUGAUACCACCAAACGUUGUCGAUGUGACACAUUUGGAACAGAACCUGGAAACACUAUGUGUAACUUCACCACAAAGGUAUGGUGCCCAUGUCGCACUGGUUUUGGGGGCCUGUUCUGUGAGCAGUGUGCUGUGGGCUACUACAGGAAUGCUGUGGGACUCCCUUGUUGGAAGUGUCCUUGUGAUGAGGAUGCUUCCACUAGUUCCUGUCAUUUCAAGGAGGAGUUCCUGUACUGUGAUAGAUGCAAGCAGGGAUAUGCUGGGAAUCUAUGUCACAAGUGUUCUCCGGGUUAUUUCCGUCAUGGAACCUCAGACAGAUGUAGACCAUGUGCCUGCAGAGGGAACAGUGACAAAUGCAAUCCAUAUACAGGAGAGUGCAUUGACUGCCGACAUAACACAACAGGAUUUUCCUGCGAUAAGUGUAAGAAAGACUAUCAAGGGGAUCCUGCUAUUUUCAAAAACUGCACACACAAAGAUGACCUGAAGCCGAAGUCUCCUACUCACACUCUCGUGAUUGCAUUAGUGUGCGUAAUAGUGGUCCUUGUCAUCUUGGCGAUCGUAGGAAUAAUCAUUUACAGGAAAUGGAAGGAACAUCCAGCAGCUAAACCCUUCUGGACAGUUGAGCUUCAGGAUGACCAUGAAGGCGUCAAUUUCAGUACCGUUCCUGAAGACGACCUUCAAAAUCAUGUUGAAGAUAUGAACUUCUAUGAAAAACAAAAGUCCAAACGAGGGAAACAGAAAUAUUCUCCUCUUAGAGAAGAUCUAUAAAUUUUUUUCUACCUGUCUGGAACAAUAUGAUGAGGUACCUUACUGCCUCUCCUGAACUUAUAAUUAAACAGUAUUCUAGUCAGCCUAUCAGACAUUGGUCCAACCACAUUAAAGGAGGGAACCACAUUUCAUCCUUUCUCCUUGUCAAUCUAUGGAUCACCUUGUCAGAGACAUUCUUCGAGUAGUCUUUCAUCUGUAACUGUCGGAUUUCAUCUGUGGAUAUUUAGUUGGGUAAGCCAAUACAACCAGAGUUAUGGCCCUUAGUUAACUUUGUGUCAUAUUGUCCGGAGAUAUUGUGUACACUUUCAGGGUACAUGCAUAUUUUUGUACACUGUAUCUUCUUCCUUUGUUACUUUGUGUCUCUUUGGGUAGCUGAGUGUCUGCAUUAAUUAUACAUAUAUAGGUUGCCAUUUAAAAAAAUGAUUUGGAAAUAUGACAAAUUCUAAAAUCUUGAAAUAUUUUUGUGUGAAAAAAGUC